AUGGGUAAUUUCGGAACUGCUGUCAACUCCCUGUUGAGCACUUACACCAAGUGCCUGUCUCUUCUGAACGGCUUCCCUAAAGAUGAGGAUCCGGGGCCAUUGAGUCACACGCGCUCAACACUGAGCAUCUCACUUCGAUCCGACAGAGCUCGGGUGCGUCGAGAAUAUGCUUCGCGACUUUCGCAAGAUGGUUCUCGGUUUGAAAAAGGCGAUGCUCCUGCACGAUCAGCUCUUAGACGCAUUGUGAGGAAACUCACAAUCACCCUGGCCGACGUGGUCCGCUCAUUUCAUGACCCGAAAGGACAGCCGAUCAACAGCGAGUCUCUUCUAGCUCUAUCCACAGGCUCAAGUCUAGACGCCGUUCGCGCUAUGAAUGACUUGUCAACCAGAGUAGGAUCAACAUCAAGUUCCAGUUCACUGGGUAGCAUCAAGAGCGGUCUAAGCGUGACAAGACCAGAAGCAAGAAGCCCACGAGCCAUAGCCAUAGCCGGGGACGGAGACAGACGUCCUCCGGUCAGCGGCAUCAUCGACAUGGCCCCAGAGACCGGCACUCGCCGGAAAUAA
Fusarium verticillioides 7600 is the source of this 564-nucleotide messenger RNA. RefSeq lists its product as hypothetical. The record is from RefSeq and is a predicted model, not a curated record. Bases 1 to 564 code for a protein of 187 amino acids. NCBI's taxonomy places the organism in Eukaryota, Fungi, Ascomycota, Sordariomycetes, Hypocreales, Nectriaceae. The transcript is spliced from 3 exons.